Diospyros lotus (date-plum) is the source of this 1349-nucleotide messenger RNA. RefSeq names its product protein BASIC PENTACYSTEINE6-like. Gene Ontology annotation, molecular function: sequence-specific DNA binding; DNA-binding transcription factor activity. The transcript has 4 exons. Gene Ontology annotation, biological process: response to ethylene. The coding region runs from base 384 to 1250 and encodes 288 amino acids. Lineage: Eukaryota; Viridiplantae; Streptophyta; Magnoliopsida; Ericales; Ebenaceae. The record is from RefSeq and is a predicted model, not a curated record. Gene Ontology annotation, cellular component: nucleus.
UUUUCUCUCCUAUCCGCCCGCAAUCGGCCCAUCAUUUCAAAGACGCGAAGACAGCAUCCCGAGUCGUCGUCUUUGUAUACUGCUAGGCGACUACGCUAUAAUCUCGAGCUCGGAAGCAAAGCUUCGAAUCGGCUCUGCGUUGUUUUCACCCGCUUCGAUUCUCUCUGAUUAUAUCAACAUAUUUAUGAUAGUUUUUGAGACAACUGGUGGUCGCAAUAUAUAUUGAGGUUCCAAAUUACGUUCAUCUCAUAUUUAGUGGUUUCAGCUGUUGCAGAACCAGCCAUAUCCGAGGAUGGUUUUCUAGUAUUUCCUCUACCUGCUGAUGUUAUAAUCCUCCACUUCUUUCAGAAAGAGGGAAAAAGAAAAACUGAAUUCUACCUGCCAUGGAACAAAAUUUCACAAUGAAGACCUACAUGGCCAUCAUGGCUGAGAGAGAUGCAGCUAUUCGAGAAAGGAAUAUAGCACUGGAUGAAAGGAGAAGAGCCUUUGCUGAACGAGAUAUGGCGAUGUUGCAGCGAGAUGCAGCACUUGCAGAACGGAACAGUGCCCUUGAGGAACGAGACAAGGCACUUUCAGCCCUCAAGUUCCGAGAAAGUUCCAUGAAUGAGGACAACACAUCCCUUGACCCACUGGGAAAUGAAACUGUUGAUGGAGGAGAGCACCUAUACCACCAGCAAAUUCCCAUAACCCAGUUAGGAGACCCUAAAAGCAAUCCGUUACAUUGUGGUGAGGCCACCAAACCCAAGAAAGUGAAGCAAGCAAAGGAGACAAGAGGAGCUUCAGCAAAGUCGUCAAGGCCCCAGAGAAGGGGUAAGAAAGGGGCUGAAGGUUUAAGCCAUCUUGUAGGUGUAGCUGCAUCAAAUGAAUGGGAAAAUGAGCAGAAAUUGGGUGGCCAGGGUAAAGACCUAGAAGAACAGGUGAUGUUGCGUGAGCAUAAUUUGGGUGUAGACCAGCUCGACUUGGACAAGUUGCCAACGCCAGUUUGUUCCUGCACCGGGGUACCCCAGCCUUGCUAUGAGUGGGGAAAUGGUGGCUGGCAGUCAGUCUGCUGCACAGCUACCGCCGCAGUGUGCAAUCACCAACAAACGACGCAAUGGCAGGUAGGCGGAAGAAAGAUGAGUGGGAAUGCUUUUGUUGAACUACUUACCCAACUUGCCUCAGCGGGUCAUGACUUGUCUACGCCACUCGAUCUCAAGGACCAUUGGCCCAAGAAUAGUGCUAAUGCAAAUUACUGUAGCUCGGUUAAGUAGAGAUCUACAAGCAAUUGGAAAUCGUUACUGAUCCAGGAUAACUUCGCCCUGUAUUGCUCAUUUAUUAGGCGCAUGCUUUGUAACAUUUAACUUCAAAUA